AUGGACGCCUUUGGAGACGAUUACAUUGCGCAUAACUUGCCUUUGCUGUUUCUGUCAGGCUUAGGUUCCUCCAAUAGCACGCGAGACCCCGGUCACAGACAUCCAGCGCCGGAAGGCGGCUUUCGCGUUAGGACCGAUCUUCCGCCUCUCGAAUCCGACCUAGCAAACGUAGUGAAGGAUGCCUUCCUGCAACAUGAUGGGAGUCUUGCUCCAUGGAGAACACCACCUGUAUCCUCGAGGUUCUUCGCGAUUCGGAACGUCGGAAGGUCAUAUACACUCCCUCCUCGCAAAGCCCCUCCACCUCCGCACUCCCCUCGACUAUCUGCUGUCGAUAACGGUGGCGGUCCACCACCGGCCCUAGUUCUACAUUCUCCUCUGUCUCCUCUGACGCCGAGCUCCCCGCUGUAUCCGGACGGUGUGUUGAAUCAACAAUGGAUCGCUAAACACCAACAUCACCUACCCUGUGCUGUGGUAAUGUUCCUGCCCCUCAGCGCGGAUGCACAUACAAGCUCGCUGCUGGACAACAAGAUCAAGAGUGAAAUUAAUAGCGCAAAGGCCGCUUUGUCAACUGCCAACUACAAAACUCGACUUGUGGUAGUGCUUUUAGGCGAUGAAAUCUUGAGUCUAGAUGAUGUGGAGGAUCGAAUUGCCACUAUCCGAAGGGCUACAAACAUGGACCAGAAAGCUUUGUACUUCAUUGCCCACGACUCUUUGCCGCAGCAAGCCUCUCAAGUAGUUCAGUCACUUCUCGGCUCAUUAUACCCACAGUGUAUCGAGUAUUACCGAGACCUCUCCAAGCACGCUCGAAGGAAACGUAACAGAAAUGUGACACCUCAGCCGACGAUCCCUCCGGCAUCUGCGCAUGUUCUGGCGUCACAGGGCUGGGUAGUCCGAUACGAAUUCAAACUUGGAGUAUUUGGAGAAUUUCGACAGGAGAUGGAUGCGGCGUGUCGCAAUUACGAGACAGCCUACGACAGCCUCUUUGCUGCAGAGAUGAUCGAGUCAAUUGCUUCGUGGAGCCCGAGAUUCCAUGAGGCGCGACUGCUCGCCGACACCAUAGCGCUCCGCAUCCUUCGUUGCUUGCUGUGGACUGGUCAGACAUCAGCGGCCGUGAGGAGUUGGACAAAUCACCAGGAGCGAAUUGAAGGGCUUUUGGAUCGGCGAGGCAAGGGAACUGAGAAUUACGGUUGGCAAGCUUGGCAGCAUACCUGGUCGAAAACCAUGGCCGAACUACUAACGCGGUCGGAGUUGCCAGGCCUGAGCGUGACAGUCCCAGCUUCGGAUAGUCUGGUAUUUCUGAAACCCGAUGCAUCUGCUGGUGAGAGGUUCACACCGUGGGAGCAUCUCCAUCACCAGGGCUAUUGGCUACGUAACGCUCAGGAGCAUACAAAAGAACGACGUAAACUGGCGGCAACUAUCCCUGACGAAGAUCGCCAUCCGCCUGGCCGAUCUCCUGCGUCGAAACUCACUCAUACUGCCGAAAGCUAUGAUAGCUAUCUAACCCUGGAGCCGUACCAAGAGUUACCAGCGGACGGGACAACAGGAUUCGAUUACACUGAAGAAAUCCUAGUGUCUCUCGACGCUGCGAUCGAGUAUUUCGACAAAAAGGGCCAAGUACGUAUGAACGAGCUUAUACAAAUGAAGAAGGCCUCGGAGUUUCUGAACACUCAGGCGUGGUCGCAAGCAGUGCAAAUAUUGCAGCCGUUAUGGGAAAGCCCAGUGUGGCGUAAGUCAGGAUGGUGGCGCCUGUUGGAAUGUGUUGGUUGGGCUCUGCUUGAUUGCGCGAACGAGCUACAAGCACUCGAGCUCAUUGUGCGACUGACCUGGGAGUUGGCGAACUCAUGCUUCACAGCUCGCCCGAAUACAAUAUACGAUCUUGAUCAACUUUUGGAGAGGUUUGCGCCAGAAAAUAAGCUGUCCAUCGCUCUAAACUCUCAAGAGGGCACUGGCCGCAUUGCAACGUCCUUUGCCUUUUCGACCGCACAAGGUCACGUUGGGGAGCUGAUCGACUGUCAGUUCGUUUUGAGCUCCUGCUCGAAUACAGAUAGCUCGGCCGUGUCGUUAAGUGGGGUCAAGAUCGUCUUUGAGGGAUCUCUAAAGCCAAUAUACCUGCACCCCAGCGAUAGCGCCACUACUUCGAAAAUGGCAGUGAGCACCGCGGAUGUGGAACUGAAUGAAGCCUCCCCACUCAGUUCUACGGGGAACAAAAGGUCGUCAGUCGGUCAUAUCGCCUCCGUCAGUGGUCCGGCGAACCUAACGCUCGCUGCUGGACAAACCAGAAUUUUCAACAUGCAGAUGAUCCCACGAGAGGCAGGAGAUGUCUCUGUGGCUUCUAUCACUCUCAUGCUAGAAAUUGACCGGCUCAGUUUGACGGUCACUAAUUCCGAAGUUGAAGGCGCGACGAAUGACUGGUGGGAGAUGAAGGGAGACAUUCCCGUUCCUCGUGCGGUUGGAACACAAAGAGUUGUGUCGAAUCUUCAUGUUUUACCGAAGCCACCCAAGGUCGAGAUUAAUGCUGUUGAUUUCAAGAGAUCCUACUACACCAACGAAAAUGUCGAGAUCAAUAUCGAAAUCGUUAACAACGAGGAAGAGACCGCCCUGCCCACAGUCCGAGCGAGACUCAUCAGCCCUGUUAAUGGCGCAGCCAAAAUCCGAUGGGCAGAUCAGGGUGACGAUGAAGCGACCGAAGAGUUGGAUAUUGAACAGAUCCUGCCACCACGCAAGCUGGAUAGCCUGAGACCUGGGUCAAAGAGUAUGCUUUCGCUGCAAAUGUCUGAGACGGUGGCGGCGCUGGACCAUGAGCUCGAGAUUGUGGUGACGUACAACUUGGAGGCUGACACAGAGUCGGUGUUACAAAAGGUACUCACUCUUGACCUGGCCGUCAUCAGACCUUUUGAGGCAAAUUACGAUUUUGCUCCUCGGAUCACAUCCGAGACAUGGCCGAAUUACUUUGCACCACCGCCAGCGUCGCCGGACAUACCUUCGGGCUUGACACAGCAAUUCCUUGUAACGGCAAAUCUAUUUUCGUUUGCCAUAGAGCCUAUCGACAUCGAAGCUAUCCUGCUGACCACUACCAAGAUUACAGGUGGUGCAAUCUGCUCUUCUACUACAGGCGUACUGAGAGACGAAACUCUGACCGAGCCCGCCGGUUUGGCAGAAAAGAUAUCGGCAUCCAUAGCGCCAGAGCAGACCAGGAGUUUCAACUUUGAUCUGACUGUGCAAAAGCAGGUGCUCGGUGACCGGCAUACCGUUGCCCUAGACCUGGCACUCGAGAUCGGCUGGCGGCGACCGGGAAGCAAUGGGGUCAACUCAUCAAUUCUCGAAGUACCACGCUUUGUCGUUCCUAUGGCGGAGCCACGGGUACUCGUCACGGUCGACAACAAGGCGAGCGUCCCAGGACAAGAGGACAUGAAGCUCAUGUCGUUACGAUACAUCAUCGAAAACCCAUCAAUGCAUUUCCUGACAUUCAAUGUCGCCAUGGAAGCAAGCGAGGAUUUUGCGUUUAGCGGGCCAAAGGCCAACUCGGUCAGCCUGGUGCCCAUCAGCAAGUACGAGAUGGUGUACAAGAUCCUACCCAACAAAAGGGAUACGGAGGGUAGCCGGGAGAGGAGGAAAAAUCGAGACGCGAAGGGAGAGUGGUUGAAAGUACAGCUCAACGUAGUCGACGCGUACUUCAACCAGUCGUUGAGGGUUCAGCCAGCCGGUGGAGGGGUAAGGCUGGACAAGAAAGGAGGUGUGGUUGUUCUCAUGGAUUGA
Molecule: messenger RNA, 3756 nt
Organism: Cyphellophora europaea CBS 101466
Lineage: Eukaryota; Fungi; Ascomycota; Eurotiomycetes; Chaetothyriales; Cyphellophoraceae
Exons: 2
Coding region: 1-3756 (1251 amino acids)
Source: RefSeq, a predicted model, not a curated record